Talaromyces atroroseus is the source of this 1302-nucleotide messenger RNA. RefSeq lists its product as hypothetical. Gene Ontology annotation, biological process: mitochondrion organization. The transcript has 3 exons. The record is from RefSeq and is a predicted model, not a curated record. Gene Ontology annotation, cellular component: SAM complex. Bases 1 to 1302 code for a protein of 433 amino acids. NCBI's taxonomy places the organism in Eukaryota, Fungi, Ascomycota, Eurotiomycetes, Eurotiales, Trichocomaceae.
AUGCUCGAACUGCACGUCUGGGGCCCCGCCUUUUCCCUGCCCUCAAUUGAUCCGCAAUGUCUGGCCACCAUCGCAUAUCUCGUCAAGGCAGUGCCCAAAGAGGAGUGGGUGUUGGUUGCUUCGAGUGAUCCUUCCGUGUCGCCGACCAAUGAGCUACCCGCUCUGAGGAACGGCGACGUCUGGGUUUCGAAAUUCCGGAAUAUUGUCGAUUACGUGCGCCAGUACUCGGAUCAGGCCUGGGACCUGGACGCGGAAUGGACUGGGCUAGAUAAUGCGGAUAUCACUGCCUUCUCCGCCUUCGUCGAAUCCAACGGCCAACUCCUAAUCGACCUCUCCCUCUACGUCUCCAGCCAAAACUACUACGCAUCCACCUCCCCAGCCUACGGCUCCAUCCUCACCUGGCCCAACCAAUGGAUCCUCCCUCCCAAACUCCGACACGCCGCCAAACACCGCACCGAACACCUGGGCCUCUCAUCGCUCGACCUAGAAGCUAGCGAAGAACAAAGAGAGCGCGAACGCUCCGCCGCCGUCUCCGCAGGCCAGAUCCCCCAAAGUCUGAUUUCCCGACCCCGCGAAACAGUUUCUUCGUUACUGGGAAAGACGGCGCGAUCCAGCCAUUUCCGUCUCGAUGCGUUGACGGCCGAAUUGUUUGAGCCGCUGGAACAGUUGCUGGGGAAGAAGGCGUAUUUCUUAGCGGACGGUCGUCGGCCGUCAAGUCUAGAUGCGCUGGUGCUGGGUUAUUUGUCGCUGGCGCUGGUCCCGGAAGUUCCUGCAGCCUGGCUUCGGGAAUCGCUGCGCACGAAGACGCCUCGACUGGCUAGCUAUGUGGAGCGAUUGCGGGAGGAGUGUUUUGGGGCCGCCGUGCAGCUCGAAGAUGCGUUUUCGGGCAACACGACAAAGAAGCCACUUCCUCUUCCAUGGCAGAAACCAGAGCGCAUCAAUGCGGCCAAAAUUGGAAAUACUCUUCUCAACACCCUCGCCGACGCAACCCCGAUCCUGAAAGAAUUCCGCAUGAACAGUCGACUGCAGCAGGCGGCUAAAUCGAUCGACCCGAGGUCCUCUGAAUACAGCGAAUCCGAAGCGCGGGCCAUCUCGGAAUACGCGAUUGCGCAACGCCGCGAUUUAUACAUCUCGAUCGCAUCGGUGGCGGCUGGCGUGGCGGCCAUGGUUGGUUAUCUGUUCUACAAUGGGGUUAUUACAAUCGCUGGCGAGGAAGAAGAAUACGACGAGGAUGAGGAUGUGGAUGUGAAUAUUGGGGGGAGUUCAUCGGCGGAGGAUAUUCUGGGAAUACCAAUUUCGUAG